Messenger RNA from Prionailurus viverrinus (fishing cat), 9195 nucleotides. RefSeq names its product EFR3 homolog B (gene EFR3B). The record is from RefSeq and is a predicted model, not a curated record. Gene Ontology annotation, biological process: protein localization to plasma membrane. NCBI's taxonomy places the organism in Eukaryota, Metazoa, Chordata, Mammalia, Carnivora, Felidae. Gene Ontology annotation, cellular component: plasma membrane. Bases 2186 to 4717 code for a protein of 843 amino acids. The transcript has 23 exons.
AAAUGAAUAAAUAAAAUGCAGUUGUUCUGUGUACAUGAGUGUGGACUACAAGGCAUCAUCAGUGUGUGGUGGGAAGAAAAUGCAUCCUGGGCAGAGUGUCCUGGGCUUGAAUCCCUGCUUGAUAUUCACUAGAGUCCUCUCACGUUUCUCGGCUUUAGCUUCCCAGCUGUAAAAUGGGAGUAACACUAUUGAUCUUGCAAGGUUGCCGAGAGCCUCAGCUGAGAUUACCUGCGCAAAGCGCCGGACCCAGAACCUGGCACCUAGUGCGCACACAGUAAGUGUUAUUUCUUCUCCACUUUCCUUCCUGCCAUACUUGCCACCAUGUUUUGAGUUUCUGCAGAAUCAGGAAAAGCCUAGUUAGGCUAGAAAUCCCAACUCUGACUUUUCGUCCUCACCACAGUUCACCUAAAUAGUUGAUAUCUGCUUGAUGUUUUUUUCAUGGGCACACCAUUCUGGAUAUUGGGACCCUUGGAUUUUACUCUUGUGUUUACACCGUGAGCCAGAAGACUGUGUCCUACCCCCACCCCGCAACUUCCUCAUGGGGGUAACACCUGCCAGACAUUUCACUCCAUGAAGACAGUGUAUUUCCCACUGUGCUGCAGACACCAGUGGUUAAUGAGUCUCUUUUGUAUUGAACAGAACUGUGGACUGGGAGUAUCCCCCCGUGUCCAGACCAAGCUUGACUCCAAAUUCUCCCUUCCCUGUCAGCAGAUCUCAAAGCCACCAUCCUAAAACUGGAGAAUACAGACAGAGCUUCUUUGUGAGUCAUCUGGGGGUCUAGACUAAAUGUGAGAUCUGAGAACCCUCCUGGGAUUUCCUGGGUGGGGGUGGGGGGACAAAACCUGGAAACAGCAAGGGGGUAGGAGGGGAUGAUGAAGGCAGAAACAGGAAACAUGGGUUUGGGGUACACAGAGAGAGCCCUGUUCCAAGAGUCCAGCAACCAGGAUUAUCCUUCCAGUUCUGUUUCUGCCCUGGGUGAGGAAAGAAAGAAAGAAAAGAACUGUGAGUUCCCACGGUAUACUUUCAUGUAGGUUUUUAUAUAAACUUCCCAAUAGUCCUGCGGGAAGCUGAGAUUCAGAGAGGGUAGAUGACUAGCCUGCAGACACACAGCUCAGAAUCUAGGAAAAAGCACACACAAAUUAACCACCUCAGGUUGUUACCUCUCUCACUUCUCCUUGUGGGACAAAAAACCUCAAGCUUGGGGCAAGAGGAGAAACUAAGGAAUAGGGUACUUGAAAGGCCAGGUGAAUGUGUGAGACGCAGAGGAGGCUGGUUGGAGAAACCUUUAGGAAGCCCUGGGCUGGGCCAGAAGUCAUUAGGGUUGGGGCGUGAGCGUUCUGCCUCGGGUCUGUUUCUCACGCGGUCACAGAGGGUGAAGCAGGCCUGGGGCACAGGUGAAGGAUCCUGCAUGCAAAUCGUAUGAUUUACACGUAUAAUCCGGGAGAGGUUUACAAGCAAGAGGGCUUCCUGCAGCAACUAGGGGGUGCGGUGGGGUGGGGUGCGCUUCCCGCGUCCCAAGCCCAGGAAGGAAGCUCUUUGGUAGCAAGCACCCAGCCAGAGAUGGGCUGGAAGGCGGAGUUCUUAGUUCGGGAAUGGGGCUUCGCUAAGGGAGCCAAGGAAGAGAGGAGAGGUAUUCCUCAAUUCCUCUUCCUUGCGCCCCCUGGCUUAGCCUACGCAUCCUGGACAAAUCUGGGGGAGGGUUGCACCUGCAGCUUCGGGCGUCCCUGCUGACCCUCGGGGCCCAUUGGUUAGGGGUGAUGUCUGUUGUCGUCCUGCGCAUUCCGACACGAACGGGGAAUUUGAGUGGGUGACUCCACCAGGAACGCCGCAUCUAGAAAACGCGCCGCCCUGGACCUGGGGGCGACAGGCUGGGAAAGGCGCGUCUGGGGGCUCUGGUUUCUGGCUGGGCUGCCCGGGCCGCUGCAGGCGGUGGGCGGGAAUUUGCCAGGGGCGGGGCGGGGCGGGGGUCGGGGCGGCCUGGCAGUGGCCGAGCCGAGGGGGAGGGACGUUCAUUAGCAUAGCCUCCUCCCCUCCCGGCGCGGCCCUGCCCAGCAACCCGAGCGGAGGCCGGCGGCUGAAUGGGCGCUCGGCUCCGGGCCCCGGCCCUCCGGCGUCCCACCCUCGCUCCCGCUCCCGCCCCGCCCCGGCCUCCGCCGGCGGCCGCCAUCCGCCGCCCCGGCUGUGAAUGAAAGGCAGGCGCCGCCGGCGCUGGCUGCAGGCGACUGGGAGACGCGGCCUCCCAGGAGGCGCUCGCCCCGCAGAGAUGUACGGUGUGUGUGGCUGCUGCGGUGCUCUACGCCCCAGGUACAAAAGGCUGGUUGACAACAUCUUCCCUGAGGAUCCCGAGGAUGGCUUGGUGAAGACCAACAUGGAGAAGCUGACCUUCUACGCCCUUUCAGCUCCAGAAAAACUGGAUCGAAUUGGCGCCUACCUCUCCGAGAGGCUCAUCCGCGAUGUGGGUCGUCAUCGAUACGGGUACGUGUGCAUCGCCAUGGAGGCACUGGACCAGCUGCUCAUGGCCUGCCACUGCCAGAGCAUCAACCUCUUCGUGGAAAGUUUCCUUAAGAUGGUGGCCAAGCUGCUGGAGUCGGAGAAGCCCAACCUGCAGAUCCUCGGCACCAACUCGUUUGUGAAGUUUGCCAACAUCGAGGAGGACACCCCAUCCUAUCACCGGAGCUAUGACUUCUUUGUAUCCCGCUUCAGUGAAAUGUGCCACUCCAGCCACGAUGACAUGGAAAUCAAGACUAAAAUCAGAAUGUCAGGCAUCAAAGGUCUGCAAGGGGUGGUGAGGAAGACGGUGAACGAUGAAUUGCAGGCCAAUAUCUGGGACCCGCAGCACAUGGACAAAAUUGUCCCAUCACUGCUUUUCAAUCUGCAGCACGUAGAGGAGGCAGAGAGCCGCUCCCCCUCGCCCCUCCAAGCGCCAGAGAAGGAGAAGGAGAACCCAGCAGAGCUGGCCGAGAGGUGCCUUCGGGAACUGCUGGGCCGGGCCGCCUUUGGCAACAUCAAAAAUGCCAUCAAGCCUGUCCUCAUCCAUCUGGACAACCAUUCUCUUUGGGAACCCAAGGUGUUCGCCAUCCGUUGCUUUAAAAUCAUCAUGUACUCGAUUCAGCCGCAGCACUCCCACCUGGUUAUCCAGCAGCUCCUGAGCCACCUGGAUGCCAACAGCCGCAGCGCGGCCACGGUGCGGGCGGGCAUCGUGGAGGUCCUGUCGGAAGCUGCCGUCAUCGCCGCCACCGGCUCUGUCGGGCCCACGGUGCUGGAGAUGUUCAACACUCUACUGAGGCAGCUGCGGCUCAGCAUCGACUACGCCCUGACCGGGAGCUACGACGGGGCCAUCAGCCUGGGCACCAAGAUCAUCAAGGAGCACGAAGAGCGCAUGUUCCAGGAGGCUGUUAUCAAGACCAUAGGCUCCUUUGCCAGCACAUUGCCGACUUAUCAGCGCUCCGAGGUGAUACUCUUCAUCAUGAGCAAGGUCCCACUGCCUUCCCUGCAUCAUCCCAUGGAGACGGGGAAGACCGGAGAGAACAGGAACCGGCUGACCCAGAUUAUGCUGCUGAAAUCCCUCCUUCAGGUAUCCACAGGUUUCCAGUGCAACAACAUGAUGUCAGCCUUGCCCAGCAACUUCCUCGACCGCCUUCUGUCCACCGCCCUCAUGGAGGACGCAGAGAUCCGUCUCUUUGUUCUGGAGAUUCUCAUCAGUUUCAUUGAUCGUCAUGGCAACCGCCACAAGUUCUCUACCAUCAGUACCCUUAGCGACAUCUCUGUCCUGAAACUGAAAGUGGACAAGUGCUCCCGACAGGACACCGUCUUCAUGAAGAAGCACUCCCAGCAGCUCUACAGACACAUCUACCUGAGCUGUAAGGAGGAGACGAACAUACAGAAGCACUACGAGGCUCUCUAUGGCUUGCUGGCCCUCAUCAGCAUUGAGCUGGCCAAUGAGGAGGUGGUGGUGGACCUCAUCCGCCUGGUGCUGGCUGUUCAGGAUGUGGCCCAGGUCAAUGAAGAGAACCUGCCUGUAUACAACCGCUGUGCCCUCUACGCGCUGGGUGCAGCCUACCUGAACCUCAUCAGCCAGCUCACAACAGUACCUGCCUUCUGCCAGCACAUCCAUGAGGUGAUAGAGACCAGGAAGAAAGAGGCUCCGUACAUGCUCCCUGAGGACGUGUUUGUGGAGAGGCCUAGGUUGUCUCAAAAUCUUGAUGGAGUAGUGAUUGAGCUCCUCUUCCGCCAGAGCAAGAUCAGUGAAGUCCUGGGGGGCAGCGGCUACAAUUCAGACAGGCUUUGCCUGCCCUACAUCCCUCAGCUGACAGAUGAGGACCGCUUAUCCAAGAGGAAGAGCAUUGGAGAAACCAUUUCCCUGCAGGUGGAGGUGGAAUCUAGGAACAGCCCAGAGAAGGAGGAGCGAGUGCCUGCCGAGGAGAUCACCUAUGAGACGCUAAAGAAGGCCAUCGUGGACAGUGUGGCGGUCGAGGAGCAGGAACGUGAACGGCGGCGACAAGUGGUGGAGAAGUUCCAGAAGGCACCCUUUGAGGAGAUUGCAGCACACUGCGGGGCCCGGGCAUCACUGCUGCAGAGCAAACUCAAUCAGAUCUUUGAAAUCACCAUCCGCCCCCCGCCGAGCCCGUCAGGCACCAUCACCGCAGCCUAUGGCCAGCCUCAGAACCACUCCAUCCCUGUCUACGAGAUGAAGUUUCCGGAUCUGUGCGUAUACUGAAUGCCAAAAGACAGAGCUCCUCGUAGGGGUGGGGUCUGAGGGAGGGGCUCGCCCUCACAACCCACCCCUGGGACCUGGGAAUUGAACUGGGAUCGCAGAGAAAAUGCACCUUGGUUGGCAAGCGCCUCCCCAGCUAAGCAAAAUGGAGUGGCAGAGGGGGGUGGGGGGCCCUCUCGGCCCUCCCGGCCCUCCCACUUCCUCCUUGUCUUCCCUGAGGGAGAUCAGCCUCCUGCCCCUCGGGGGCCAAUAAGCAUCCCACCUGCCCUUUGUUUCCUCCUUUGUGUCAGCCUGGAGCCGGGUGCCAUGGGGGUCUUUUCAGAGGGAGGCUGGAGUCUCCAGAAGCUCCUCCUUGGUGUAGCAUGGCAAGGGCUCUCAGGCGGAUGGGUCCGGGGAGCAGAGCCACCAGUCCCCCGGGAGGGAACUAGACAGAGCCAGGGUCAGGCAGAGGAAGGCACCGACUGCAGUCCAGAGGAAGCGGGGGCAAGGCUCCCAGCUCCUCCUGGAAAGUGGUGGCAUACGAGGCUGGAAGAUGGCUGCGCUCUUCCAGAGUAUUCCCUCCCCUCAGCCCGGAGGCCUCUGGCCUCCGGGUGUCCCUUCCACUCUCCUGCUCACGCCGCCAGUUGUGUCCUUGUGAAUCUUUCUAGUAUUAGUUCAUAUCGAGCCCUUCCAACAGGAGUCCUUCCAACAGGAGCCCUUCCACACGGGGCAGGAAAGGAUGAAAAAGAAGGGCGGCAGGCUGGCCACAGAGAGGGCUGCCCCUCCCCAGGCUCGGCCUGCCUCCUGUAGAGGAGCGGGCGGGCGGAAGUGGGCGCAGUCACGCCCUCUGUGGCGUCUUCUCACUUCCUUCGUUCAGAGGGAGCUUGUUGGGUCCACCUGUGGCCCUCUCCCUUCCAGAUGUUUCUCUGAGUGGAGCUUUCUCUCUCUGAUGCCUUUCUUCCUGAGGAUCCUAGCAUGUUUCUACAGCCGCUGGGUUGCGGGAGGGCAGAAUGAGAGAAUCUGGUUCAAGAAGAUCUGGUUCUGCGUGGCAUGAGAGGAGCCGCAAGGGCCUGCAGGCCUGCCCACAUCACUUUCUUUGGGAGAAGCUCCCAGCCUGGUCUGGGGAAGGGGCGGGGGAGGGGGUUAUGGGGAGUAGUACUCUGCAUCUCAAGGAUGUCAGGAGUCAACCUAGUGGAUAUUUCGUUCAAGGAAAGAAGGAUCCAGCACCUAAUACUGGAAUGAUCUCUUCACUCUUUGGAUGAAGUCAGGACAUCAUCACUGCCAGCUGGCAGAGCUUGAGGCUUGGGGAGAGGCAGCAGAGACCCCUUUGGGUUCUGGGUUUCCAUUUUCCCUGAGUGCCAUCCGUGUGCAGAGGAGGGGCUGCUGCAGAGCUGGUAGGCCACUGUGCUUCCCCCCCCCCCCACCUCCCCCACCCAUCCUCCCUCCAGGGGCCUUUGUGCCUCCAGAGUCUCCUGGGCCCCCUCCAGCGGCAGAACCCCGUGGUCCAAAAUAGUCCUUUUCUUCUCUUCCAGGCAAACGUCCCCUAACUUUUCUGAGCCGAUGUAACUCACAGUAAAGUGUGAAUGGUCAGAUGAUCCCUCCCUGGAGAAUUUGUUUUUUAAAAAGAGGGAGGGUGAGUAGAUUUCUUGACCCAAAGGAAACCCUUUUGAGGGUACAAUUUUAGGCAGUGCGGGGAAGGGUCAGAAGCAGGAUGUUUCUGCUAAGGGGAGGGCAAGCUUCUCAGGCCACUCUCCGGUCACACCCGUGCACACAGCCCUGUGCAGACACACGAUGAAAGCCUGAUUAGUAGGACAAAUCUGUAUUUUCCCAAACUGGGAAAACCUUAACAUACGCACUUUCCCAGUACAUGUGCAAUAAACGGUUUGGGUGGAGGGGGCUAUCUGACUCUCGUUCCCGUAGUUUCUACCCUUGGUCGGUGCCCCUGUGCUGUGGGCCUGUGGCUUCCAGACAGCCUGCAUGAUUACAAGGCCCAAGGAGCCUGGCUCCCGCGCCCCACCCGCACCCCACCCCCACAGCUUUCGGUUGGGUUCUAUGGCUCUUGGCUAAUGCUCAACCCAAAUUUCUAAGCAUGAACUUAGAUUUCUCUUUACCUUACUAUCUCUUUAUUAGGAAACAAAGUUUAAAAUAAAAUGUGAAGGCAAAUAACCUUUGGAAAAAACUUGAGAGAAAAAUCUCAAUCUUGUGAGCCACAAACAUGUCUUCCCUUACUGGAUCUUUCCAUCUUUAUCCCCUACUUGACUUUGAUGAGAAACCUGGUUUCUUUCUCGUGUCUACUUGACUUUAGGGUCUACCCCAUGACAGCUGCACCCUGAGCACUGCCCUUUGGGGUCCUGGUCCUGGGGCUUGGGCGUCGCGACCCCAGAGCCUCUUUCUAGAGCCAGCCCCAGAACCAGAGAUCGGUAGUCCCACUCAGAUGCCUCCCCCUCUCCCCCACCCUGGGACUAGAGUGAAGAAAAAGGUACAGGGCUCUCAUUCUUCCUACACUCAACCCCGUAUCUGUCUGAAGCAGGCCUUUCUUUACAUCACGGCUGCUUAGCAGAGAUGUGCUUCUUUUGGAGAACUAGCCAUUUCUCGAGUGCUCUCUUCUCAGUUUCAGUUUAAAAACUUACACUCACGGGAAUAUUGGAUUGCCUGCUGCUGACAUGAAGCAGAACCUAGAUUCUAGCCAAAUAUGCCUCAGAGUCAGAAAGUGUAAGGUGACUGUUAACUCAGACAAUUACUUGGUCAACACAGCAGCGUCCUACACACACACACACACACACACACACACACACACACCCUUCCCGCAGGCUCAAGGAGAGAGGCAAAGCAGAGUGUGGGGGGCGCUCAGACCCUUGGCUUAGAACCACUGCUUACUGCCUUCCAAGCCCUCUGGCGUCUGGCAGUCCUUUGUCACAUGACCGACCCUUCUGGCCACCUGUCUCUGUUCUGAUUGUAAGCCAGCAAGCCCAUCCAAACCAGCUGCUCCCCAGAGCCGCUGAGGACUCUUGCUUCAUGCCCAAGGGGUAGGUUUGGUCAGCACUCAAGGCAUGAAUGUAUUUGAGAUUUGACGUUCUAUUAAUUUGGUUGAGUCAUGUAAGUGGAUAAGAAGCCGGUCAGCAGAAAGUACCGACAUGAUGCUGGAGGCUCCUUGUUUCCCUUGCAGUGGGGUCCCCAGUGCCCUGUGCCUGUUCCCAUUUUCCUCUCUCUGAAAAGCAGAGAUAAGUGGUUUCUUGACUCCUAGAUGCCUCCUCACCAAAGAAAGAGCCCAAACAGGUGAGAAGCAUUAGAAUAGCCCUCACUCAGAGGCUGUCUUCUGUCCAGCCUCCUAUACAAGUAUAAACGGAUGAGCAGUGAAAAGGUGGGACUGGGACCAUCUACAGUACUUGAGAAGUAUGAGGGACAUAUACAUGCUGCCCUUUGCCCUGGGUGUCCUGGGUCCCAUACGACGUGUUUCAGUCUGCCUAAGAGUCACAGCAGUCUUGGGGUACCGUUAAACAGUUCAAAGACCAGACUUGUGGGCUUCCCUGGGGGGCCCCUGGGUCAUGAUAGCUUCCAGUUGCUAUUACGUGGUCCCCAGGCCUUCUGUCCUGGGCACAGAGAGUGUCACCGAGAAGCGAGACCAUUUCUCCCAAUCCUUCUCUGUGACCAUAAAAUGGCAGCUGGCCUAUGGGGGUCUGCGGGAAAGGACUAGACCUGUGUGUAAGGUUGAGCGUUAAGCUUAAAGGUAGACAGGGAGGACAACUCAUCAGAGAGGUCAUGCCUGCUUCCCUUAACCCACAGACCCUGGAAGGCACAUCCUCCUGAAACAAGGUGUCUUCCUGGUGUCUGAGGAGGUUUAGGGCCCUGUGCUGCCUCUUCAUCCCCUAGAAAUCUUCUGGUUAGAGUGACCCUAGGUCUGAAGAUUGGGCCUGGCCAGCUGGGGAAGUGGGGAGGAAUCGGGGACUGUGAGCAGGGCUCUGUGGCCUGUUGGAGUCAGAAGGCAGUUUUCUGUGCUCUCCUUUAGCAUUGGCCAGGUUGGCCGGGUUUUUUCUCCUUCAGAGGACCUUGGGGCCUCGGGCGGUCACCUUCCCCUUCUGAGCUCUUCCUCCAUGAAUGUCGAUCCUGGCCCGUGGAGUGCAGAGCGGCAAAUCCCCGAAUGCCGCAGCAUUGCACAGAUUGUAACGUGUCUGUGUCCACUCGGACCUUCGUGACCUGGCUGAGAGUGUUAUGUGCCCACCUGCACACGUGUGUGUAGUGUAGUUCAUAGUUGGCAAUAUAUGUACAUAACAGCUGAAUUAUUUACAUGGGGGUGCAGAAUUAGUGCCUGUGGCAGUGUUCUGUAUUUUAAACUCAUUGAAUCAAAUUAGUUUUAUUUUAAGGAAGGGGAAAGAGGCUAGGGGUUGGGGGGCAGAUUGUAGGAAGAAGAACUCUUAGCAAGAUCGUUCUUUAGGAUUAUUAGUCAUGGUUUCCCAAUGAGUCUUCAUGAUGCCCUUUGCAAAUAAAUGUUAAUGUUGUCACCA